AUGACCUCGAGAAAAGAAACUAAUAAUAACAAGAUGGGUAAGAAUUCAUCAUCAUCAUCAUCAUCAUCAUCAUCAUCAGCAACAGGCCAUAAUGAUGGUUUCAAAUUCAUAAUAAAUGAAAAGUCAAUCCUCGGUGGACAAUGGCUAAACAUGUACACUACUACAAAACCAGUGGAAUUCGGUAAGGAACAUUUUGAAAGAGCAAUGACUAAUUUGAUUAGAGAACCUAAUAUUAAUUCAACUGCUAUUUUAAGAGCAGAUAUUCUAAGAGAAAUUACAUAUGAUCAAGAGACAACCCCCGGUACUGAUACAAAUGAUGAUGAAUCUGAAUUGAAGAUUCUUGAAUCUAAGAUCCAAAAUUUCGAAAUCACAGAAGAUUUAGGAGCUCGUACCAUUGGUAUUGACGAUAUAACUCCAAGACAUUCAAAUUUCAAAGAAAAUGAUUUAAACCUAAUACUUUAUAAAGAAUUCGUAAGGAGAAUUAUACCAAGAAAUCCAUCAAAAGACGCAUUAAUCAAUCAAACAUGUUUAAUAAUGAAUAGUUCCUCUGAAAAAUUCAAAAAUUCCACUUCAUUAAUCAUUUAUACUCCUCAUGUGGAAGCAGAAGAUGAUUAUCCAUUCUAUAUCCCUCGUGUUAAAUCUGUUGGGAUCCUUUUGCAUGAAAAAAUACUGACUGUACAUUAUUUACCAUUCCAAGAUGAUAUACAAUUAUUACAAGACGAAUCUCAACGUGUAGUUAGAACAGCAUAUAGAUUAUUACAAACAAGUUAUAAGCAUUCAAAAGGUGUGAUGCAAGGUUAUGAAAAAAGAGUCAAUCAUGACCAAGUAGUUGAUAAAGUUAAAUUUCAAGAUAGGUAUAUUCUAUUGAAGAAAAAAUAUUCAAAAUUCUUGGUUGAUAAUUGGGCUGAAUCAACUGAUCCAAAAAAACAUGUCUUCGAAGAUAUAGCUAUUGCCGCCUUCUUAAUUGAAUUAUGGAUACAAUUAUAUCCCGCUUCCAGCAAAAACAAAACCGAAUCCAGUGAUGCUGACGAUGAUGAAUACAGUUUUAAGAAUAAGAUGCAAUUUAGAGAUUUAGGAUGUGGGAAUGGUGUUCUUUGUUACAUUUUAAUCUCUGAAGGUAUUAAAGGUAUUGGUAUCGAUGCUAGACGUCGUAAAUCAUGGUCCAUUUUUCCACAAGAAGUACGGAAUUGUUUGAAAGAACAAGUAAUUAUCCCAUCUGUAUUAUUACGUCCACAUCCGGAAGUUAAAAAGAGAGCUCCUCAUUUGGAACAUAAUGGGAGAAUGUUCCCAGUUAAAGUGUCUCAUGAAUUAAUUGCACCUGCUACAUUAGUUUAUUCUAGUGCUGAUUUAUUGGCAUCUCCACAAGUUAAUGUUGCUGAAUUCCCAUCUAAUACUUUUAUUAUAGGUAAUCAUUCCGAUGAAUUGACGUGUUGGAUUCCGUUAUUAGGUUACCCAUUCAUGGUAAUCCCAUGUUGUUCUCAUAAUUUAUCUGGUCAAAGAGUACGAUUCUAUCCAAGGAAGAAGGUAACUGACAGUAAGAAUAAUAAUAAUAAUAAUAAUAAAAAAGUAAACACAAAUAAUAGCAGUACAUAUGCUGGAUUAGUAGAUCAUGUGGAAUAUAUUGCAUCUCGUGUUGGUUGGGAUAUUUCUAAGGAAAUGUUAAGAAUUCCAAGUACAAGAAAUGCAGCUGUCAUUGGUAGUGUUAAUCCUAAUUUGGGCAACUUCCCAACACAAGCUGUAUAUGAAUCUAUAAUAGAAGAUAGUGGACAUGAUUCAUGGGUAGAAAAUACAAUGGCUUUGUUGAAAAGAAGUCCAAGAAAUCAUUAA
Messenger RNA from Naumovozyma dairenensis CBS 421, 1827 nucleotides. RefSeq names its product tRNA (uracil) methyltransferase (gene TRM44). The transcript has a single exon. Gene Ontology annotation, biological process: tRNA methylation. Gene Ontology annotation, molecular function: tRNA (uridine) methyltransferase activity. Lineage: Eukaryota; Fungi; Ascomycota; Saccharomycetes; Saccharomycetales; Saccharomycetaceae. Bases 1 to 1827 code for a protein of 608 amino acids. The record is from RefSeq and is a predicted model, not a curated record.